GAAAAGGGAAUUCCAACCUGUGGAAACUUGGGGGUACCCGAGGUUGGCUCCUUCCCCUUGACUGUGGAUGGUGCCAGGGAAAGAGCCUCUGGCGGCUCGUGGGGGGCAGUUUUGGGGUCCGCAGGGUGAGGGCGGAGGGGAGUGUCAGAGUGUGAGUGGGAUACGGGAGUUCCAAACUUAGAAUCUUGAGGCCCGCCGGGCUCCGGCGCCGGGGAGAGGGAGCUCGGGCCGCCAUGCGGGACAGGACCCACGAGCUGAGGCAGGGGGAUGACAGCUCGGACGAUGAAGACAAGGAGCGAGUCGCGCUGGUGGUACACCCGGGCACUGCACGGCUGGGGAGCCCGGACGAUGAAUUCUUCCAGAAGGUUCGGACAAUUCGGCAAACUAUUGUCAAGCUGGAGAAUAAAGUCCGAGAGUUGGAGAAGCAGCAGGUCACCAUUCUGGCCACGCCCCUUCCCGAGGAGAGCAUGAAGCAGGACCUGCAGAACCUGCGCGACGAGAUCAAACAGCUGGGGAGGGACAUCCGCGCGCAGCUGAAGGCCAUAGAGCCCCAGAAGGAGGAAGCUGAUGAGAACUAUAACUCGGUCAACACAAGAAUGAGAAAAACCCAGCACGGGGUCCUGUCCCAGCAAUUCGUGGAGCUCAUCAACAAGUGCAACUCAAUGCAGUCCGAAUACCGGGAGAAGAACGUGGAGCGGAUUCGGAGGCAGCUGAAGAUCACAAAUGCUGGAAUGGUGUCUGACGAGGAGCUGGAGCAGAUGCUGGACAGCGGGCAGAGCGAGGUGUUUGUGUCCAAUAUACUGAAGGACACACAGGUGACUCGACAGGCCCUAAAUGAGAUCUCGGCCCGGCACAGUGAGAUCCAGCAGCUUGAGCGCAGUAUCCGUGAACUUCAUGAGAUUUUCACUUUUCUGGCUACUGAAGUGGAGAUGCAGGGGGAGACGAUCAACAGAAUUGAGAAGAACAUUCUGAGCUCAGCAGACUAUGUGGAACGUGGGCAGGAACAUGUCAAGAUGGCCCUGGAGAACCAGAAGAAGGCGCGGAAGAAGAAAGUCUUUAUUGCCAUCUGCUUGUCUGUCACUGUCCUCAUUCUGGUGGUCAUCAUUAGCGUCUCCACGUUGGUUUGAUAGCGCUGCAUAUUCUCGGCACUAAGAGCACCAGGGACCCCGGGUCUACCUUCUCUCCCAGCAGCUGGGGGUGGGCAGGACAGAGCCUCCAGCCAGACCCCUUCCUCACACUGGCCUUGUGCAGAGGGGCAGACGGUCCUUCUGGGGUCGGCAGCCCCUCAUCCAUGGGGGCCUCCCUCCUCAAGCCACAGUGCCUGGGGGCGGGCCUGCACUGUCCUGUCUGGCUGGGACAUGUGGUUUUGUAAGAAAUUAAAAA
Messenger RNA from Eubalaena glacialis (North Atlantic right whale), 1383 nucleotides. RefSeq names its product syntaxin 4 (gene STX4). Gene Ontology annotation, biological process: exocytosis; intracellular protein transport; vesicle fusion. Gene Ontology annotation, cellular component: plasma membrane; SNARE complex; endomembrane system. The record is from RefSeq and is a predicted model, not a curated record. The transcript has 11 exons. Bases 234 to 1127 code for a protein of 297 amino acids. NCBI's taxonomy places the organism in Eukaryota, Metazoa, Chordata, Mammalia, Artiodactyla, Balaenidae. Gene Ontology annotation, molecular function: SNAP receptor activity; SNARE binding.